AUGCGAGGUCCAAAUUACAUCCACUGCAUUACAGGUGAAAUAAAUGCAGUUCUGGUGCAAAUGAAGCUUAGUACUCGGUACACCUCGAACCAACGCUUUUACAAGGAGAUACCGAUUGUCUCUGAAACACCACUAAUGAGAACGUUUAAGUCACUCCAUGAACGAAUCAGUGUUCAUACCGAUCUCGAUGGUCUAAAUCCUAUGGACUAUUUUGGUGCAUUUCUUGAUUUAAUUGAAAACCCGGAAACACCGUAUGCAUUGUUGUACAACUUGACUGGUAGCGCCGACCUCACGUCGGUUGCCUUGUCUUCCAUUGACAAAUUCCUUCUUUAUGGUCUGGUGACGAAAGAUUCCCAGGAUGCCAUCGCCGUCAUCAACAACAUUGCAGACUCUCUGUGCAACUGCCGCUUCGAAAGCACGUACACCACCACAGAAGAAUCCGUCUACCAGAACCUUCUCGACAUCAUUCUCACCUGCAUUCGCUGCGAUGCGGGCGUUCUACUCACCAAAAAGCGCGUCUGGCACCUCUUCGAAACCGUCUACGCCAUGGCCUUCCAAAAGAGCGUGACACCACUACUCCAGAAAUCAGCCGCCAGCACGCUCACACACAUCAUCCUCACGCUCUUCGCGCGUCUUCGCCACCCCGAGACCUUCAACUGCGUCAUGGAGGCGCCGCCGUCUCCCAAAGCCGUCGUUUAUUCCCUCGAUUCGCCCUCGUUUUCUCCGCGGUGGUCCAACCCCUCCCCCAUUCCCGCGGUUUCCCUCGGCUCCAUCCCCGUGGUUCCCGUGGUUCCCGUGGCGGACGCGGAGACGAAGGAGGAGAAAACCGCGGUGAUGAGCGAAGUGAAACUGUCGGAAGCCAAUUCGAAUUCGAAUUCGAAUGAUUCGGUGGAAAUGAAGGAUGAAACGGUCGAAACACAAUCCGGAACAAUGGAUGCCUCAAAACCCUCCGAUUCCAAUGAAAAUGGUGGAAACAGUGGAAACAGUGGAAACAGUGGAAACGGAGAAGAGCCAAAACCGGAACUUGCAAAAGAGGAAUCCGAGAAAUCCGAGAAAUCCGAGAAAUCCGAGAAAUCCGAGAAACCGGUUCCUGCAAUGGUGGAAACCGUGGAACCGGAGAACCACCGGAUCGAAAUCAAACUGCCCGGGAGUUCUUCGAAUACCCCCGAAGCGGGCGAAGACUCGGAAUUGCCGGCGGAGGAGGAAACGGAGGAAGCGGAGGAAUCGGAAGAGGCGGAAGAAGUGCUGAUUCCGUACGAUAUCUCGCUGCUGCAUCAAAUCCUUUCGUUUCUGAUUCAAUUGGCGGACCCCACGAACGUGCACAUCGCGAGCCUCAACUAUGGAUUGUCGAUGAUCAACACGCUCCUCGAAAUGAACGGCGAUCUUCUCGCCUCCCACCAAUCCCUCAUUUCCCUUCUUCAAGGCGUGUUCUGCAAGUACUUGAUCCAGAACUCGCGCGCAGAAGACACCCAGACGCUCUCUCUCACGCUCCGCGUCAUCUUCAACCUCUUCCAGUCCCUCAAAUCCUUCCUCAAAGUCCAGCUGGAGGUCUUCAUCACCUCCGUCCACAUCCGCCUCGCCGACACGUCCCUUCCCCGCGGUGCCUUCACCCCUAGAGAGCCCGCCACGUCGCACGACUUCCUCCCAAAAGAAGUGUCUCUGGAAAGUCUCCUGGAUUUCUGCCAAGAGCCCACCGUGAUGAUCGAUCUCUACACGAACUACGACUGCGACGUGCAGUGCACCAACCUCUUCGAGCGUCUCUGCGACUGUCUCUACCGCAACGCCAUGCCGCCCGAGAAGAAGCCGCUCACCAGCAUCCACACGCUUGCCUUCCAGGGGCUGAUCACUGUACGCUUCAGGAAUCGCGGAUGA
Molecule: messenger RNA, 1872 nt
Organism: Blastocystis hominis
Lineage: Eukaryota; Bigyra; Opalinata; Blastocystidae
Exons: 6
Coding region: 1-1872 (623 amino acids)
Source: RefSeq, a predicted model, not a curated record